This is a messenger RNA of Rotaria socialis, 1029 nucleotides long. Lineage: Eukaryota; Metazoa; Rotifera; Eurotatoria; Philodinida; Philodinidae. The record is from the annotation of a GenBank genome assembly.
AUGGUACUUUUGACACACAAUAUAUAUGCAACCGACAAUAAAUCAUCUUACUUAGCUGUUGGCGGUUUUAGCAACGACAGGCAACUUGAUACUGUAGUCACUAAUUCUGGUAACAGCACUGUCAGUGUACUUUUGGGAUAUAGUAAUGAUUCUUUUGUAAAGCAUGCGACAUAUUCAGCUGGCACCCCUGCAAAACAUUUAGCUGUUGGCAAUUUCAACAAAGACAACCGAAAUGACAUCGUCGUCACUAAUCCUGGUAAGAACACUAUUAGUGUGCUUCUUGAAUUUGGGAAUGGCUACUUGGAAAACCGAGUAGCAUAUUCAACUGGCGCCUUUCCAAUGUGUGUAGCCGUGGGUGAUUUUAACAAUGAUACCUGUUUAGAUAUCGUUGUUGCCAAUUACGAUGACAAUAGUGUGAGUGUACUGCUCGAAUAUGGUAAUGGACCUUUUCAAAGUCAAACAACAUUUCCAACUGGAGCGUAUCCAUAUCAUUUAGCUGUCGGUGACUUUAACAGUGAUACACGGUCAGAUGUGGUGAUCGUAAAUAAUGAAGAGAGUACUGUUAGUGUUCUUCUUCGUUAUGAUAAAGGAGUCAUGAAAAAUGAAAUUACGUUUGCACCUAAUAUUGUCGUUGCUAAUGAUGGUACUAACAGCAUAGGUGUUCUUCUUGGCUAUGGAAAUGAUAGUUUUGAAAAGCAGAUGACAUUUUCAACGGGUUUAAAGUCUCAUCCUUACUCCGUAGCCCUUAAUGACUUCAAUCAAAACAAGCAAUUAGAUAUCAUAGUGGCCAAUCAAGGCACUAAAAAUCUUGUUACUUUACUGGGAAAGGGAAACGGAAUGUUUGAAAAUCAAGCAAGCCAUGAUGCAAGUUUAUAUUUCGCUCCAGUGACUGUUGGUUUGGGCGAAUUAAAUAAUGAUGGGCAUUCUGAAAUUGUUUUUGCAUAUGAUAAUUGUGAUUAUAUAGAUAUACUUGUUCCAUAUGAUACUGGAGCUUUUCCCCAACGCAUGACAUAUAUAACUGAUACUUGA